CCAUCGCUUUCGAAAAAGUCAAACAGCCGCAGCCUGCGGACCCACACGUGUUUUGAUCUAGCGUAGCCGUAGUGGCGUGUGCUUGGGAAUUUAUAUUUUUCUCGAAAAAAGCUGUGUAUUAUAUGGUGUUUCUUAUUUUGAAGUGCUCAUUAGAUUGUUAAAAAGUUUAAUUGUAAAAUACCGUUGAAACGACAUAAAAGUCUCGUAUAAUUAUGGGAAAACCAGGAUUCUCGCCUAGAGGUGGAGGUGGAGGCGGUGGAGGAGGAGGAGGAGGUCGUGGAGGACCUGGUGGCCGUGGUGGAUUCGGAGGACGAGGAGGCGGCGGCGGCGGAGGUCGUGGUGGAUUUGGUGGUAGAGGAGGAGGUGGUGGUGGAGGCCGUGGUGGAUUCGGCGGAAGGGGAGGUGCUGGUGGGCGUGGGGGUGGAGGACGUGGCCGAGGAGGUCCGCGUGGAGGUGGCCGCGGCGGUGGCGCUAAAGGCGGUGGCUUCAAGGGAGGCAAAACCGUUGUCAUCGAACCGCAUCGUCACGAGGGAAUUUUCAUCGCCAGAGGAAAGGAAGAUGCGCUGGUCACAUUGAAUCUGGUGCCCGGAUCGGAAGUUUACGGAGAGAAGCGUAUUUCGGUGGAGACUAACGGCGAAAAGAAUGAAUACCGAGUUUGGAAUCCCUUCCGGUCGAAGCUGGCUGCUGCCGUCCUCGGAGGAGUCGACAAAAUUCACAUGCCACCAGGCUCGAAGGUUCUCUACCUGGGCGCCGCCUCGGGAACUACGGUUUCGCAUGUAUCGGACGUUGUCGGGCCGGAGGGACUGGUCUAUGCCGUAGAAUUCUCACACCGAUCGGGACGUGAUUUGAUAAAUGUCGCCAAGAAGCGGACCAACAUUAUCCCCAUCAUUGAAGACGCUCGUCAUCCCCAUAAGUACCGAAUGUUGGUCGGCCUGGUUGACACCAUUUUCGCCGACGUUGCCCAGCCCGAUCAGGCCCGUAUCGUCGCGUUGAAUGCUCACCAGUUCCUGAAAAACGGAGGCCAUUUCGUCAUUUCGAUCAAGGCUUCCUGUAUCGAUUCGACAGCCGUUCCGGAAGCGGUGUUCGCGGCAGAAGUCAAAAAACUACAAUCAGAAAAGUUGAAACCUCAGGAGCAAAUCACACUGGAACCAUACGAACGUGACCACGCAGUCGUUGUGGGAGUCUACCGGCAACCUCCAAAGAGUGCGGCGUAAAAAGAAACAAAAUAGCUUUAAGAUAUAUACUUUUAAUAAUUACGUUACAGUAGAUGAGCCUUUCUUGAUUAGGAAAGAUUUUCUGAAACUUCCACAAAGUUAUUGUAGAUUUUCAACCCUUACGUGACAUACAAUGGAAGUAAUAAAAACUUUAUUACAAACAA
Messenger RNA from Aedes aegypti (yellow fever mosquito), 1378 nucleotides. RefSeq names its product rRNA 2'-O-methyltransferase fibrillarin (gene Fib). Gene Ontology annotation, cellular component: nucleolus; Cajal body; small-subunit processome. Gene Ontology annotation, biological process: box C/D sno(s)RNA 3'-end processing; rRNA methylation. Gene Ontology annotation, molecular function: histone H2AQ104 methyltransferase activity; RNA binding; rRNA methyltransferase activity. The record is from RefSeq and is a predicted model, not a curated record. Bases 213 to 1214 code for a protein of 333 amino acids. Lineage: Eukaryota; Metazoa; Arthropoda; Insecta; Diptera; Culicidae. The transcript is spliced from 3 exons.